Messenger RNA from Podospora anserina S mat+, 2343 nucleotides. RefSeq lists its product as uncharacterized. The coding region runs from base 1 to 2343 and encodes 780 amino acids. NCBI's taxonomy places the organism in Eukaryota, Fungi, Ascomycota, Sordariomycetes, Sordariales, Podosporaceae. The record is from RefSeq and is a predicted model, not a curated record. The transcript is spliced from 5 exons.
AUGGCCCGUACAACUCAGAUACAUAGAGCCCGACGUGAUGCUGCCAAGAUCGCCCCUCGAACUUGUGUCGUUCAGCCAACCACACCCAAUCCGGAAAGGCAACAGCCGUACCAGUAUCCCGGCAUUAAUGUCGACCUCCGCCACCUCUUGCGGCACUGGACUCUCGAACCGGGCGUCGACUAUUACCGUGUGGGGUGUUUCGAGGUAUCUGGUACCCACAGCGAGACACAGCCCAUCAUGGUUCGGGAGGUGGCCAUGACGCUUCUCAUGGACCGCUUGACCGACAAACCUGGCUGGCAUGAAAAGGUCUUUGACGAGGAAAUCGUUGCCAAAUGGAAACAGGAAGCUCUGAGAGCACCCGAGGAUGACAUUUGGAACUCCAUCAUCACCGAUCAAAUCUUGCAAAACCUCGAGGAGAUUCGGCAAGUACUGGCCAGUGGUGAUCCUGACGAAAUCGAAGGUUAUCUCUGGCACUAUGCUUACUAUCCUCAAAAACCAGCGCGCCAGAGGAUCAUAUCAGAGCAGGCGUUUGAUUACUUCAACAAAAGUGGCCUGAUCUUUACGCUCAACACAAACGAGAACAUGGCCAUUAAGUCGGACUCUGUUGUCACCGACGAGCUUCGUGAAGACCUCAGAGCCGCCUUCAACAAACUCGUGGCUGAGCAAGGCUCUAACCCUGACUGGCACCCACGGGCUCAAGAGAUGGUCCAGGACCUUGUUCACCCGUCCAUGCACCCCUUUGUCUACGGGAAAUCCCCAUUUUUCCAAGACGAGGUUGUGGGAGUCGAGGAUGCCGUUGAGAAGUGGGCUGGCAAGGGCCAGGUCAUUGAGAAGCCGCUCACCAAACCCCGCGAAGAAAUGAGCGACUUUCAUGACUACAACGGCCAAGAGUAUGCGUUCUGGUCUGAGAAAUACCAAUGGCUUCCUGCCAACCUAGCCUUUCAGGACGAUGGUACAGUCAGGUUCACCAGUUACAUCAACAACCUGCACCCAAAGAGACACCCCGAGAUCUAUCGUACCAUCGAGCGGCUCAUUGACACGGCUAUUCCGGCAUGGGAACGGGUCUUGAGCGGAAAGGCCACCAUCGGUGAACCCUACAUCGAAAGGAGGUCCUCCAGCUAUCGGAAAUGCGGAAAGAAAGUCGUCCCAGUGCAACAGCGGUUUGGGCCCGCUCCAGUAUUCUGCAGCGAAUAUGACAACGACGCUUAUGAGGCUCAGCCGGACGAUUUGCGGCCCGGACUUAUCAGGGAGUGGGAAGAAAAGAAUGGCAGGCCUGUUCCAUUGGAUGAUCACGAGCUAUACGAGGUGGAGAGCUGGACAGGGCCAGAUGAAUGUACCUCCAACCCAGAGCAGUACGAGGGUCUUACUCUGGAAGAGCAGAAAGAGAGACUUUUGCUCAAUUACAAGUGGAAAGAAAUUCGGGAUGUUAUCCUUCCAGAACCCCUGGGCUUUCAGCCAGUCACAUACACCACCGAGCACAAACUCAGUGAGAAGUUUAAGGAAACCGGUCUUCAGGUCAUUGUGAAGAUGGCUACGAUUGAGCUUACCCCGGAAAAGCCCGACUUCCCGGUUGGAGGUUGGCACAUUGAGGGCAUGAUGAGCGAGCACAUUGUUGCCACAGCUCUGUACUACCUUGAUUCAGAGAACAUCACCACGAGCUCCCUUGAGUUUCGCAUGAAAGCAGAUGAGCACCCGGAUUUGGAGGAUACUAUCGGGCAGGAUAACUAUCGGCCCAAUCAGGUCAUGUUUGGUUGUCUGUUUAAGGACGGAGAAGCUCUGCAGAAGCUCGGCAACGUUGAAACGCGCCAGGGACGCCUUCUUGCCUUCCCAAAUGUUUUCCAGCAUCGCGUCUCUCCCUUCAGUCUCCAGGACCGGACCAAGCCGGGACAUCGACGCUUCAUUGCUCUUUGGCUCGUUGAUCCACACCAACGAAUCAUCUCCACUGCCAACGUACCACCGCAACAGCUGGACUGGUGGGCAGAAGCCGUCUUUGGGGGCAAGGACCAGGUGGCAAAGGGUGAGCUCCCUUCCGAGGUGUUUCAACUCUUGCUCGAGCAGGGGCUCGCCGACACAAUCUCCCCGCCAAAGGAGGUGCUUGACAAAUUGAACAAUCGGUUGCCGCCUGAACUUAUGAACAUGGUGCGCAAGCAGCGAGUUAUGCCACAAGCUCUGAUGACGAGAGAGGAGGCAAAGGAGCACAGGUUGAAGUUGAUGGAAGAGCGGAGCACGUUUCACGAAGAGGCAGAGUCAUCCUGGACGGGGGUGAAGUUCAACUUUUGCGAACACGUGCUUGUAGGUGUUGUCCAAUGGUGGUGGUUAUUCCCUGGAACGAUACGACGCUGA